ACAUUGUACCUCUGGAGCCUCCGUAGAUCAAACCUGUCCACUGUUUAGAGAAAAAUGUCAUGCUAGUCGACUCUGAGGAUGUGUCGCAGCUAAAGCGCUGUUGCAAUGAGAAGUAUUUCGUUUUUAGGAGGUUGAAGAGUUUAAAGACCCAACCACGCACCCGUCGGAGUCCAGGUUUCAUAAGGAAGGGUAGCUGUAUUUUCGCGUCAUAACCCCGGGUAGCUAGUUUUCUGCUGCUAACCAAACUAACAAGGUAACCUGUCAGCUUUAUCCAGCGCGGUUUUUACUCGACACCGUCUUUUUCAGCCGUAGCUGCCCUCGCCAUCAGUAUUACUUUUAUUCAACAACUUCAGGUGUAUGUAGCUGUUUGUUGUUGUUAGCCGUUUGAUGACUUUGACUCAGAGAUGACCUACAGCUUCUGACCCACAGAAAGUCUGCUACUCCUUCGACGCUGAUCUCAUAGUUAGUUAUGUCGGCUGAUUGGUUAAUGUUGUGUUUGUGUUAAACAGCUGAGAGCUUCACACAGGCUGACUCAUGCUUUCUGAUGAGCUGGACUCUAAACCAGAGCUGCUGGUGCAGUUUGUCCAGAACGCCUCCAUCCCAUUGGUGCAGAGUCUGGAGGACUCGGGGUCCAAGCAUCCCUGCCUACCUCUGUUGGCCCCAGCUGAGGGGUCCCUGUGCUCUCCUCUGGAGCUCCCACAUGGAAGUCUGAGGCACAGGCAGGACACUUCGCCCUCGUUGCCGGAGUUUGGUGGCGUGCCACAGCAAAGCCCGUUGGUGGUCCAGUCACAGCCUCAGCCACAGGCAUCUCCAAGCCCCCCAGCUAUCCUGCACGACUUACAGCAGCCGGACAGCACCUCCUACGUCCUCCUAAACCUCGCGAAAGGCAUCACAGCUUCCUCGGAGUCCCUGAUCUUUGCUGCCGACGGUGCCGGGGACGAUGAAGAUGGGGGGGUUUCGUCGGGAGACUACGGGAUUGACGGCACCGCCCCGUGGUAUCUGAGGGUUCAGGAGCUGGCACACGACAGCCUCAUCGCAGCUACACGGGCGCAGCUUGCGAGAGACGCAAAGGCCAGCCAGGACGCCAGAGCUGCAAGCGUCAGUAAUGGUGACCACACACACAGCUUGAUUGAAGACGGGGACAAGCGGGAGCUGCUGUCUCGAGCCGGCCGCCCCCUCAACAAGCAGAUCCUGCGCUGCUCAUUUGAGGACUGCGGCAGGACGUUCACCUGGCCGGCUCACCUCAAAUAUCACCUCAAAACGCACAGGAACGACCGAAUGUUCCAGUGCAGCGCAGAAGGCUGCGGAAAGAGUUUCUACGUGCUGCAGAGGUUGCAGGUUCACAUGAGGACUCACAAUGGCGAGAAGCCCUUCAUCUGCAAGGAGAAGAACUGUGGCAAGACGUUCACCACCGCAGGAAACUUGAAGAACCACCGGCGCAUACAUACAGGUGAGAAACCUUUUCUGUGCGAGGCAGAUGGUUGUGGGCGGUCCUUUGCAGAGUAUUCCAGCCUACGGAAACACAUGCUGGUGCAUUCAGGUGAGAAGCCUCACGUGUGCGUGAUCUGUGGAAAGACGUUCUCCCAGUCCGGCAGCAGGAACGUUCACAUGAGAAAGAGACACGGAGAGGAGGGGCUCAGUAGUGAAAGUAGAGAAACAGGAGAGGCUUUAACACAAAGCAGCCUGCUGGAGGCAGAUGGUGAGAAUGGAGGUGGUUUGGUCACCAUGACAACAGCUGUGGAGCCCAUGAAUCUUCAUCACGUGAUGUUGAGAUCACCAGGUUCUGCGGACUCAGUGGUAGUCCUUUCUCAGCCGCAUGAGCUGGUGACCAUGACAACAGAGGGCCAUGCUUACGGAGAGGACGUGGUUGCUCUGCUUUAGUCUCCCACCCUGACAUACAUCACGCGUGGUCUAUUUCAGCAGCAGUGAACUGAUGGGCACAAGUGGGGGGAAAAAUCAAGACGGAUCACAGUCUUUAACACUUGUAGAUAUGUGUAAUUAGCAAACAGUUUUAUUUUGAUGUGCGUGACAUGGCGGAGUUUGUAUGAGCAACGUUUUUCCCUUGUGUUUUUGAAAACAAAACGCUCCCAAAGAAAUGCAGAAACGGGUCGGAACAGAUUAUGAAGCUGAGACGGAUGUUUCGUCAGCAUCAUCAGGUUUGAGAUUGAUAUGCAGUUGAUAUUUGCAGACGGGGAAAAAUGGUUACCUGGAAGCCCCGUUGGCUGAUCUGACAGCUUACAUUGUAACACACAUGUACCAUUAUAUGGUAAAAACUAACUCUUUUAAAUAAAAAAAUAAAAAAACUGA
Molecule: messenger RNA, 2307 nt
Organism: Girardinichthys multiradiatus
Lineage: Eukaryota; Metazoa; Chordata; Actinopteri; Cyprinodontiformes; Goodeidae
Gene: znf410
Product: zinc finger protein 410
Exons: 10
Coding region: 535-1881 (448 amino acids)
Biological process (GO): regulation of transcription by RNA polymerase II
Cellular component (GO): transcription regulator complex; PcG protein complex
Molecular function (GO): DNA-binding transcription factor activity, RNA polymerase II-specific; RNA polymerase II cis-regulatory region sequence-specific DNA binding
Source: RefSeq, a predicted model, not a curated record